Molecule: messenger RNA, 2133 nt
Organism: Aureobasidium vineae
Lineage: Eukaryota; Fungi; Ascomycota; Dothideomycetes; Dothideales; Saccotheciaceae
Source: the annotation of a GenBank genome assembly
AUGACGCCCCCACGCAAGAAGCAAAGACUGUCUCUGGACGCUGCAGAGGUCAAGGCUGCAGUUGAGAGCGCCACCGAGGCCGCCGUCGAGAGCAAUGCCGUCACCAAGGUCGUCUCCAACAAGGAAAGCGAAAUCGAAGCCGCUGCUCAGCGCCGCUCGCUCUUCGUUCGUUCGCUGCCCGAGUCUGCCACCUCCGAGUCCCUGACCGAGAUCUUCUCCGCCUCUUUCCCCAUCAAGCACGCCGUCGCCGUUACCGACAAGGAGUCCAAGAAGUGCAAGGGUUAUGGUUUCGUCACUUUCGCCGACGCCGAGGACUGUCAGAAGGCAAAGGAGGAGUUCAACGGAUUUGCUGUCGAUGGAAAGAAGUUGCGCUGCGAGGUCGCCGAACCCAGACACCGUGAGAAGGGUACCGCUGCCGUUCCUUCGGCCGGCGAGAAGUUCAGAGAGGGCCAGGCCAAAGAGCGCGCUGCCGCCCAAGUCCCGAGACUUAUCGUUCGUAACCUUCCUUGGAGCAUCAAGUACCCGGAUCAACUGGCCAAGCUCUUCCAGAGCUACGGAAAGGUCAAGCACACUGUCCUCCCCAAGGGCAAGACUGGACUUCUGCGCGGUUUCGGUUUCGUCAUCAUGCGCGGCAGACCCAACGCCGAGAAGGCCAUCGAAGGUGUCAACGGAAAGGAGAUUGACGGAAGACAACUGGCUGUUGAUUGGGCUGUCGACAAGGAGACUUGGGACAACACCCCUCAAGAGGAUACCAAAGAGAAGGACGCCACCAUGGAAGACGCCACUGAGGACGAUGCCGCCGAUGGUGCCAACGAACACAUUAUGGACGAGGAUGACGACGAGUCUGGUUCUGACGACGAUGACGAGGAUGAGGACAUGGACGACAUGGAUGAUGAGGACGACGAGGAUGUCAAGCCGAGAACAGAGGACAACUCGUCCACCCUUUUCAUUCGCAACCUGCCUUUCUCAUGCACCGACGAGGAUCUCGAGGACCACUUUACUCAAUUCGGCUCAGUCCGCUACGCAAGAAUUGUCGUCGACCAAGAAACAGAGCGCCCCAGAGGUACUGGUUUCGUCUGCUUCUACGAGCUCGACGACGCCGACAAUGUUCUCAAGAACGCACCCAGACAUCAACCUCCCCGCUUGAACGACCCCAAGGCCAAGGAUGGGUCCAUUCAGAUGACCCACUCGGUUUUGCAAAACGAAGACGCCGACCCCACUGGCAAGUUCACUCUGGACGGACGCGUCCUGCAAGUGUCCCGUGCCGUCAACAAGAACGAGGCCAACCGCCUGACAGAGGAGGGUGCCGCCAACCGCUUCAAGCGUGACACAGACAGAAGACGCCUAUACCUGCUGUCUGAGGGAACCAUUCCUUCCAACUCACCAUUGUACGAGCAGCUCCCUCCUUCAGAGAGAACCAUGAGAGAAGCCAGUGCCAAGCAGAGAAAGACCCUCAUCGAGAGCAACCCUUCCCUACACUUGAGUCUGACCCGUCUUUCCGUCCGUAACAUUCCCAGAUCCAUCACAUCCAAGGACUUGAAGCAGCUUGCCAGAGAAGGUGUUGUUGGUUUUGCUACCGACGUCAAGGAGGGCAAGCGCCAGCGUCUCAACAGAGAAGAGCUCAGCAGAGGUGGUGAAGAGGACACAAAGGCCGAGGCCGAUCGCAAGAAGCGUGCCAAGGGUAUCGUCAAGCAAGCAAAGAUCGUCUUUGAAGGUCGCGAGGGCGCCAAAGUAGACGAGAAGAGUGGCGCGGGCCGCAGUCGCGGAUACGGUUUCAUCGAGUACUACACACAUCGUUCGGCGCUGAUGGGUCUCCGUUGGUUGAACGGUCACGCCAUCGGUUACCAAGCACAAGAACAGAAGGGCAAGGGCAAGAUGUCGCAAGAAAUGAUCGCCGAGCGCAAGAAGCGAUUGAUCGUCGAGUUCGCCAUCGAGAACGCACAGUUUGGCGCUGGCGACCGCGGCAAAGGAGGCAAGUUCGACCGCAAGCGCAAGCGAGAUGGAAAGGACGAGGCUCCUGUUGAGGAGGAGAAGAACAAGAAGGCCCCUGCAGAUGAGAAAUUGGCGAAGCGUCAGCAAAUCAUUCAGAAGAAGCGUAUGGCUCGCCGUGCCCGCAAGCAGGGAGGUGCCUAA